AUUUUUAUCACAGAUUUACACAAGUUUAAUAUACCUAAAGUAUAAUUUUCAUGUAAAACGCUAUGUAUAUUUUAAAACCGUUUAAAUUCUGAAAAUAAUCAUGGGAUGUAUAAAAUCAAAAGCAGCAUGUAAGGAUUCACAAGGGAAGAAGGCUGGAAAUUGGAUUGCAGCAUCAAAAGGCGAAGUACCUAAAAAAGCAAUGAUUGGAGGCUACCUUUCCAACGAUAAUUUAUAUGUUGUUCGUGCCAAACGCGGUGGUGCUAGAUUGAUCAGUGGAUAUCUGAGACCCAAGGAUAAAGCAGCAACCAUUGCAGCGGGCUUGACUUAUAAAAUUGAGGAUUACGAAGUGCUUUGUAACGCUAAAGCAAAAUGGAAGUCAAUAAAUUUGAAAUCAGAAGAGAUUCCUUCUAAAGCAAUUUAUGGAGGAAUAGAGCCAAACAACCAAGAUAAUAAAACGUAUAUUGGACGUGUUCAAAGAGGAAAUGACUGUAUCAUUGGAAACCUUGAUCCUUAUUUGAAAAGAAUAUUCAUACCAUAUCAAGACCGUGAAGAAGAGUUUGCUAGCGGUGAUGUAUUAGUUAUGAAAAAUGAAAAUGUACACUUCAGUAUUAAUAUUAAACUAACAAUUAAAAAUAUUUAUAUUAAAUUAAUAAAUGCCCGCAUGCAGAGUCUGACUAAAUAUGUAUACAAAAAUUAUACAUAUUAG
This is a messenger RNA of Chrysoperla carnea, 706 nucleotides long. RefSeq lists its product as uncharacterized. The coding region runs from base 101 to 706 and encodes 201 amino acids. The transcript is spliced from 4 exons. Lineage: Eukaryota; Metazoa; Arthropoda; Insecta; Neuroptera; Chrysopidae. The record is from RefSeq and is a predicted model, not a curated record.